GCGGGGGGGACGCGCACAAAGGUGCGGCGGCGAUGGGCGGCCCCCCCGUGCCGUGAGCAGCCCCCCAUGCCCGGCCCGUGUCCCAUGCCGGCCCCUCCGGAGGCGCCGGACGCUCCACAGGCCCCGGAGAGCGCCGGGACGGAGCCGGAGCCGCCGGCGGGCGCGUCCUUUUCUCCUGAGCGAGGCCACCCCAAGGUGACAAAAUUGAGCCCCUCAAGGUCACGGUCGACUUCCUGACGGUGCCCCUGGGCCUGAAGAAGCCCCCGCUGAAGGAGGCCCUGGCCGCUCUCCCGGGAAAACCCAAAUCCCAAAUCCUGGAGCGGCGCAAAGCCCGGCGCUCCGACGCCAUGGACAACGAGUCGCAGUAUUCCGGAUAUUCCUACAAAUCCGGCCAUUCCCGCGGCUCCCGCAAGCACAGGGAUCGGCGGGAGCGGCACCGCUCCAAGAGCCGGGAUGGGACGCGCGGGGACAAAUCGGUGACAAUCCAAGCGCCGGGAGAACCUUUGCUGGACAACGAAUCCACGCGGGGGGACGAGAGGGACGACAACUGGGGCGAGACCACCACGGUGGUGACGGGGACGUCGGAGCACAGCAUCUCCCACGACGACCUCACGCGCAUCACCAAGGACAUGGAGGACAGCGCCCACCUGGACUGCUCCCGCCACCUGGGCGUGGCCCUGGGCGUGGCCCUGGCGCUCCUGGCCUUCCUCACGCCCUUGGCCUUCCUCCUCCUCCCGCAGCUGCUGUGGCGGGAGGAGCUGGAGCCCUGCGGGACGCCCUGCGAGGGGCUCUUCAUCUCGGUGGCCUUCAAACUCCUCAUCCUCCUGCUGGGCAGCUGGGCCUUGUUCUUCCGCCGCCCCAAAGCCUUCUUCCCGCGCGUCUUCGUCUUCCGCGCCCUGCUCAUGGUGCUGGUCUUCCUGCUGCUCGUGUCCUACUGGCUCUUCUACGGCGUGCGGAUCUUGGACUCGCGGGACCGCAACUACCGCGGCGUGGUGCAGUUCGCCGUCUCCUUGGUGGACGCUCUGCUCUUCGUCCACUACCUGGCCGUGGUGCUGCUGGAGCUGCGGCAGCUCCAGCCCCAGUUCACGCUCAAGGCCGUGCGCUCGGCCGACGGCGCCAGCCGCUUCUACAACGUCGGCCACCUCAGCAUCCAGCGAGCGGCCGUGUGGAUCCUGGAGAAUUACUACCACGACUUCCCGGUCUACAACCCCGCCCUCCUCAACCUUCCAAAAUCCGUCCUUUCCAAGAAAAUGUCCGGCUUUAAGGUCUAUUCCCUCGGCGAGGAGAACUCCACCAACAACUCCACGGGGCAGUCGCGGGCGGUGAUCGCGGCGGCGGCGCGGCGGCGCGACAACAGCCACAACGAGUUCUACUACGAGGAGGCCGAGCACGAGCGCCGGGUGCGGAAACGCCGCGCCAGGCUGGUGGUGGCGGUGGAAGAGGCCUUCACCCACAUCAAGCGGCUGCAGGAGGAGGACCAGAAGAACCCGCGGGAGAUCAUGGACCCGCGCGAGGCCGCCCAGGCCAUCUUCGCCUCCAUGGCCCGCGCCAUGCAGAAGUACCUGAGGACCACCAAGCAGCAGCCCUACCACACCAUGGAGAGCAUCCUGCAGCACCUGGAGUUCUGCAUCACCCACGACAUGACCCCCAAGGCCUUCCUGGAGCGGUACCUGACGGCCGGUCCCACCAUCCAGUACCACAAGGACCGCUGGCUGGCCAAGCAGUGGACGCUGGUCAGCGAGGAGCCGGUGACCAACGGCCUCAAGGACGGCGUGGUCUUCGUGCUGAAGCGCCAGGACUUCAGCCUGGUGGUGUCCACCAAGAAGAUCCCGUUCUUCAAGCUCUCCGAGGAGUUUGUGGACCCCAAGUCGCACAAGUUCAUCAUGAGGCUGCAGUCGGAGACCUCGGUGUGACCGGCCGGGAUGGGACUUUUCCCCAAAUUCUUCCGGCUCCGAAUCUCCGAAUUUGGCUCCUCCGGCGCCGCCAGGCUGCGGAAAACCGGGAACGCCGCUCCCGGCUCCGGCGCCUUGCUGGGAUCAUGACCACUCGUCCUUUCCUGAGGUGGCUGAGCCCCUUUUCCUCCUCCUCCAACUCCUCCUCAUCAUCAUUCCCCAAAUCCGGAUCCUUCGGAGCCGUAACUCAAGGGCUAAUUCCAAGAAUUCCCAACUUCCUUCUUCACCAGCGUCCUGGAGCAGCUCCGGGUCCCUCCUGCUCCCGUCCGUUUUCUCCUGGACAUCUGUCCUGGCUCUGGCCUUAAACCCCUGCCGGGUUUGGAAUCCCGAGGGAAUUCCUUGGGCGAGGAGAAGGAUUUUGGAAGCAGCUCCAGGAUCCGUGGCUGCUAUGGAAAACUCCCGUGGUGCAUCCCAGGUUUCGGGAGCGUCCUCCUCGCCUCCCUCCGCCGACGGUUUUUUAGGAAAAAACAGCGGAAAUUUGGGGUUUUUUUGGAGGAGGAGAAGGUUGCAUUGAGGUUUUUGGGGUUUUUUUGGGUGGAUUUUGCUGCUCCGGAGAGGAUCCGUGUCCCAAAUUCCAGCGGGGCAAUCCUGGAUCCGUAACCCUGAGGAGCUCCUGGGAGAGGUCAGCGAGGUCCCACAGAAUUCCCACAGAAUUCCCACAGAAUUCCCACAGAAUUCCCACGGGAAUCCCACGGAAAACGCUUUUUUUUUUGCCUCCUCCUGGUUUUGCUUUUAAGGUCGCAAAUACCUCAUGGAUGGAUUUGGAAUUUUAUUCCCUUUUUUUAUUUUUUCCCCUUCUCCAGCUUCCACCUCCACCCUGGUGGGGUUGGAAGUGCCGGAUUUCAUUCCAGGGAGAGUUUUGGGGUCGGAUUUUGGGGCCGAUUUUGUCCUGAGCACUAAAAAAGGAGAGUUUGGAGCCAGGGGAGGCUUCCCCACCAGCACCAGUAGCAAAAUGGGGGGAUCCAUCCCCAAUUCCAGGAAAUCCCCCCUUUUUUUUGGGACUUUUCGGGGGGAAUUUCAACUUGGAGCCCAUUUUGGGGCAUUUUCCUGAAAAAAA
Lonchura striata (white-rumped munia) is the source of this 3009-nucleotide messenger RNA. The record is from RefSeq and is a predicted model, not a curated record. NCBI's taxonomy places the organism in Eukaryota, Metazoa, Chordata, Aves, Passeriformes, Estrildidae.